GCGGCGCGACUGAGGUACAGGUGCCUCCCGGCCAGCCGCUGCCUCGGGCCUUCACGGCCUUCUCCCGCCUCACGCUCGGCCUCCCCACCGCCCCGCAAAUGCAGGCCGUCACCCUCCCCGAGGAGAUACGUUGGCUCCUGGAAGAUACUGCAGAGUUCCUGGCAGAAGGUUUACGUAAUGAGAACCUCAGUGCUGGUGCAAAGGACCACAGAGACCACAUUCUACGGGGCUUCCAGCAAAUCAAAGCUAGGUACUACUGGGAUUUUCAACCCCAAGGGGGAGACCAGACUGAAAAUUACCCUGGACAGGACAGUUCCGAUGAUAAUCACAGUGGGACCCAUGGCACGUUCCUUGCAUCAGAGGUACCAUUUCUGCCAGAUUAUCAGGAUGAGGGAAUGGAAGACAUCACAAAAGGAGCUCAAGAACUUGACAACAUCAUCAAGCAAGGUUACUUGGAGAAGAAAAGCAAAGAUCAUAGUUUCUUCGGAUCAGAGUGGCAGAAGCGGUGGUGUGUUGUCAGCAGAGGCCUUUUCUACUACUAUGCUAAUGAGAAAAGCAAGCAGCCCAAAGGGACCUUCCUCAUCAAGGGCUACCAUGUACGGAUGGCUCCCCACCUGCGAAAAGACUCCAAGAAGGAAUCCUGCUUCGAACUGACCUCUCAGGAUAGGCGCAGCUAUGAGUUCACAGCUACUAAUCCAGCUGAAGCCAGAGACUGGGUGGACCAAAUAAGUUUCUUGUUAAAGGAUUUGAGUUCCUUAACCAUUCCAUAUGAAGAGGAGGAGGAGGAGGGAGAGGAAGAGACAUAUGAUGACAUUGAUGGUGUGGACUCCACAAAUUCUGGUUCUCAGUGCAGACCCAUCGUCUUACCUGGGAGUUUGGGGCCAAAAGAACCCACAGGGGAAAACGAAGAAGAUAUUUAUGAAGUCUUACCAGAUGAAGAGCAGGAUCCAGAAGAGGAUGAGAGUGACAGGGCGCAGAGCGGAGUGGACUAUGCCAAUUAUUACCAAGGCCUAUGGGAUUGCCAUGGCGACCAGCCAGAUGAACUGUCCUUCCAGCGUGGUGACCUCAUCCGCAUUCUGAGCAAGGAGUAUGGUGCAUAUGGCUGGUGGGUUGGCGAGCUGAACAGCAUCAUCGGAGUUGUCCCCAAGGAGUACCUCACCACCGCCUUCGAGGCAGAAGAGUGAUGAAGCUCAGGACAUAUAUCCUUCUCUCUUUCCUGCCUUAUUGAAGAAAUUGAUCAGCAAGAGCUCUCAUUCCCCACCACCCCAUGAACACCAUGAAUUCUUUAUUAAAGAGACCCCUAUCUCUAACACCUUGUAACUGUGAACCCCAUAAGUCCAGUGGGAGAAGGCGGCACAACUGUUCCUAAAGCUGCCUUGUCACCCCUUACCCCGUCGCUAACCAGUCCGCACACUCAUUCCACCAUCCCCUAGGCUGUGACAGAGAAGGGGAGAGAGAAGGACACCUGGGGAGGAGGGAGCCGCGGGCGUUGGGCUGGUUUGAAAAGCACAAAUAAAUGUCAGAUUUGACUCCU
This is a messenger RNA of Condylura cristata (star-nosed mole), 1534 nucleotides long. RefSeq names its product src kinase associated phosphoprotein 1 (gene SKAP1). Bases 99 to 1184 code for a protein of 361 amino acids. Gene Ontology annotation, cellular component: plasma membrane; cytoplasm. The transcript has 13 exons. Lineage: Eukaryota; Metazoa; Chordata; Mammalia; Eulipotyphla; Talpidae. The record is from RefSeq and is a predicted model, not a curated record. Gene Ontology annotation, molecular function: protein binding.